UAACCUAUUGUAGCAUCCUUUUCGUACACGAUUUUCCUAGAAGCUAUGCAAUCUCAAUAACUGACUUAUUUAAGGCGUAAUUUAACACAACAAUUAUUAUGAAAAAUAAGUGUUUUUAAGUCGGCAAAUAUAUAACCUUUAAAACUGUAUGUAUUGAACAAAUUGUAAAUAAUCAUUUCUUUUAAAUAUGGCCAAGCAUCAUCCAGAUUUAAUUUUUUGUCGCAAACAACCGGGUGUCGCUAUUGGUCGUCUCUGUGAGAAAUGUGAUGGCAAAUGUGUUAUUUGUGAUUCUUAUGUUAGACCUUGUACUCUUGUUAGAAUAUGCGAUGAAUGUAACUAUGGAUCAUACCAAGGACGUUGUGUGAUAUGUGGAGGACCUGGUGUAUCAGAUGCAUACUAUUGUAAGGAGUGUACCAUUCAAGAAAAAGAUAGAGAUGGUUGUCCUAAAAUAGUAAACUUAGGUAGUUCCAAAACAGAUCUCUUCUAUGAGAGAAAAAAAUAUGGAUUUAAAAGAAGAUAAUUUUGUUUUAUUAGUUGUCAGCAAUCAUUAAGAAAUAAAUUCUUUUUAACAUAUUGUAAUAUAAUGAUUUUCAUAAUAAUUUUUAUUAAAUCAUAGGAUAUGAUAUUUUGAUUACUCGUAAAUGAUUUCAUAUUAGAUAAGAUAAAAUUAAAAGUGUAUUAUGUACUAUUUAAUAUAUAUACAAGAUAAUUUCUAUAAAUAAA
Messenger RNA from Vespula pensylvanica (western yellowjacket), 723 nucleotides. It is a transcript of the gene Phf5a, whose product is annotated as PHD finger-like domain-containing protein 5A. The record is from RefSeq and is a predicted model, not a curated record. Bases 188 to 520 code for a protein of 110 amino acids. The transcript has 3 exons. NCBI's taxonomy places the organism in Eukaryota, Metazoa, Arthropoda, Insecta, Hymenoptera, Vespidae. Gene Ontology annotation, biological process: mRNA splicing, via spliceosome. Gene Ontology annotation, cellular component: precatalytic spliceosome; U2 snRNP; catalytic step 2 spliceosome.